AUGGCACAGCACGGAGCUCAGCUGGACCGCGAAAACUUUUCUUGUUCGAUCUGUUUGGAUCUACUGAAGGAUCCGGUGACUAUUCCCUGUGGACACAGCUACUGCAUGAGCUGUAUUAAAUACUUCUGGGAUGGAGAGGAUAAGAAGGAAAUCUACAGCUGCCCUCAGUGCAGACAGACCUUCACACUGAGGCCUGUCCUGAUGAAAAGCACCAUGUUAGCAAUUUUAGUUGAGCAGCUGAAGAAGACUGGACUCCAAGCUUCUGCUGCUGAUCUCUGCUAUGCUGGACCUGAAGAUGUGGCCUGUGAUGUCUGCACUGGGAGGAAGCUGAAAGCCUUCAAGUCCUGUCUGGUAUGUCUCGUCUCAUAUUGUGAGAAACACCUCCAACCUCAUUAUGAAUCAGCUAAAUUUAAAAAACACAAGUUGGUCGACCCCUCAGAGAAACUCCAGGAGAACAUUUGCUCUCGUCAUGACGAGGUGAUGAAGAUGUUCUGCCGUACUGAUCAGCAGAGUAUCUGUUAUCUCUGCCCUGUGGAUGAACAUAAAGGCCACGACACAGUCUCAGCUGCAGCAGAAAGGACUGAGAGGCAGAGAGAGCUUGAGGUGAGUCGACUAAACAUCCAGCAGAGAAUCCAGCACAGAGAGAAAGAUGUGAAGCUGCUUCAACAGGAGGUGGAGGCCGUCAGUCUCUCUGCUGAUAAAGCAGUGGAGGACAGUGAGAAGAUCUUCACUGAGCUGAUCUGUCUCCUCCAGAAAAGAAGCUCUGAUGUGAAGCAGCAGAUCCAAUCCCAGCAGGAAACUGAAGUGAGUCGAGUCAAAGAGCUUCAGGAGAAGCUGCAGCAGGAGAUCACUGAGCUGAAGAGGAAAGACGCUGAACUGAAGCAGCUCUCACUCACAGAGGAUCACAACCAGUUUCUACACAACUACCCCUCAGUGUCACAACUCAGUGAACCUACAGACUCAUCCAGCAUCAAUAUCCGUCCUAUGAGAUUCUUUGAGGAUGUGACAGCAGCUGUGUCAGAGCUCAGAGAUAAACUACAGGACAUCCUGAAGGAGGAAUGGACAAACAUCUCACUGACAGUGACUGAAGUGGACGUUUUACUGUCAGUUUCUAAAUCAGAGCCCAAGACCAGAGCUGGAUUCUUAAAAUAUUCAUGUGAAAUCACACUCGAUCCAAAUACAGCACACAAAAGCGUGUUAUUACAUGAGGGGAACAGAAAAGCAGAAGUAAUGGCACAACAGAUGUCUUAUUCUUAUCACCCAGAAAGAUUCACUAAUUAUAAUCAGGUCCUGAGUAGAGAGAGUCAGACUGGACGUUAUUACUGGGAGGUGGAGUGGAGAGGAAGCAGAAUUUGUGUAGCAGUCGCAUACAAGAAUCUCAGCAGAGCAGGAGGUACAAAUGAAUGUGGAUUUGGAAAAAAUGAAAAAUCUUGGGCUUUAAGAUGUGACACUAAAAGUUAUGAAUUCUGGUUCAACAAUAUUAAAACUCUCGUCUUAGGUCCUCAGUCCUCCAGAGUAGGAGUGUACCUGGAUCACAGAGCAGGUAUUCUGUCCUUCUACAGCGUCUCUGAAACCAUGACUCUCCUCCACAGAGUCCAGACCACAUUCACUCAGCCUCUCUAUGCUGGAGUUUGGCUUUAUUCUGCUGGAGACACAGCUGAGUUUUGUGUGAGCAAUGACAGGAAGCAGCCAUCAUUGUCACUAAGAGCUGAAAUGGCGCAGCAAGGAGCUCAGCUUGACCGAGAAAACUUUUGUUGUUCGAUCUGUUUGGAUCUACUGAGGGAUCCAGUAACUAUUCCCUGUGGACACAGCUACUGCAUGAGCUGCAUUAACAACUUCUGGGAUGGAGAGGAUGACAAGAAAAUCUACAGCUGUCCUCAGUGCAGACAGACCUUCACACCGAGGCCUGUCCUAAUGAAAAACACCAUGUUUGCAGCUUUAGUGGAGGAGCUGAAGAAGACUGGACUCCAAGCUGCUGCUGCUGAUCUCUGCUAUGCUGGACCUGAAGAUGUGGCCUGUGAUUUCUGCACUGGGAGGAAGCUGAAAGCCCUCAAAUCUUGUUUGCAGUGUCUCGUCUCAUAUUGUGAGAAUCACCUCCAGCCUCAUUAUGAAUCAACAAAAUUUAAGAAACACAAGUUGGUCGACCCCUCGGAGAAGCUCCAGGAGAACAUCUGCUCUCGUCAUGAUGAGGUGAUGAAGAUGUUCUGCCGUACUGAUCAGCAGAUAAUCUGUUAUCUCUGCCCUGUGGAUGAACAUAAAGGCCACGACACAGUCUCAGCUGCAGCAGAAAUAACUGAGAGGCAGAGAGAGCUCGAUGUGAGUCGACUAAACAUCCAGCAGAGAAUCCAGGACAGAGAGAAAGAUGUGAAGCUGCUUCAACAGGAGUUGGAGGCCGUCAGUCUCUCUGCUGAUAAAGCAGUGGAGGACAGUGAGAAGAUCUUCACUGAGCUGAUCCGUCUCAUCCAGAAAAGAAGCUCUGAUGUGAAGCAGCAGAUCAGAUCCCAGCAGGAAACUGAAGUGAGUCGAGUCAAAGAGCUUCAGGAGAAGCUGCAGCAGGAGAUCACUGAGCUGAAGAGGAAAGACGCUGAACUGAAGCAGCUCUCAAACACAGAGGAUCACAACCAGUUUCUACACAACUACCCCUUAGUGUCACAACUCAGUGAACCUACAGAGUCAUCCAGCAUCAAUAUCCGUCCUCUGAGAUACUUUGAGGAUGUGACAGCAGCUGUGUCAGAGCUCAGAGAUAAACUACAGGACAUCCUGAGGGAGGAAUGGACAAACAUCUCACUGACAGUGAAUGAAGUGGACGUUUUACUGUCAGAUUCAAAAAGAGAGCCCAAGACCAGAGCUGAGUUGUUAAAAUAUUCACAUGAAAUCACUCUGGAUCCAAACACAGUGCACACAGAGCUAUUAGUAUCUGAGGGGAACAGAAAAGUAGAACGAAUGAGAAAACAACAGUCUUAUUCUAGUCAUCCAGACAGAUUCAAUGAAUGGUGGCAGGUCCUGAGUAGAGAGAGCGUGACUGGACGUUGUUACUGGGAGCUGGAGUGGCGAGGAGGAGGAGUUGGUGUAGCAGUCGCAUACAAGAAUAUCAGCAGAGCAGGAGGCAUAAAUGAAUGUGUAUUUGGAUUCAAUGAGAAAUCUUGGAUGUUAUAUUGUGACAAUAACAGUUAUAAGUUUUGGUUCAAAAGAGUCUCAACUCCCGUCUCAGGUCCUCAUUCCUCCAGAGUAGGAGUGUACCUGGAUCACAGAGCAGGUAUUCUGUCCUUCUACAGCGUCUCUGAAACCAUGACUCUCCUCCACAGAGUCCAGACCACAUUCACUCAGCCUCUCUAUGCUGGAGUUAAGCUUAAUUGUGUUGGAGACACAGCUGAGUUGUGUAAACUCAAAUAGACAGAAGUCAUUUCAGACUUCAUGUGUCUGAUUCUGUGUUGUAAUUCUUCAUUUUGGUUGUCUCAAUGUUUCUAAACUGCACAGAGAUCAGCUGUCAAACUGUUGUCAACUCCCCUUUUCAUUUGUUUUGUUGAGGUUUUGAGUUUCUUUAAAUGUCACUUUUUCCUAUGUGUUCUAAUCCAUGGAAGCUCUCACUGCACAUGUUAAUGCUUUUAACCUUCAUUGACAUUUCUUCAGAUGAAAAUGUGAAAUUCUCUUUUUUGUAAAUGUUAGUUUCAUGUUUGUACAGAUAUCUUGUUUGUUGUUGUUUCUUAAACAGAGAAAACAGCUGAACGUCCUUCACCAUUGAAUUUUAGUUCUUAUCAGUUUGUGAAUUUGUAAAUAAAUGUGUUAUAAAACUAAGUAUUCAGAUAACAAUCGAUGUGGAAAUCUUUAAUUAUUUUCUUGUACAUAGCUGAUAUUCUGUGUUAAAUUAAUCAGUUGUGUGGUUGAAGUGAAUCUGAACAUGAAAUCAUUAAAUUAGAGUCAUUUAACAGACUUUACUGUUUGGAUGUGUGAACAAAGUGAAUGUUUACAUCAUGAAUAAAGCAGUUAAUCUCAAGAAUGAACAAAUUAUUUCCCUCUGUAUUCAUUUCAAGAUUUCAUUCAAAGUUUGUGGAGAAAAUAUGAAACUCAUAUGAAAAUGUAUUUGAUCCAGUCUUCCUCCUGACAAACCACAAAGUACAUAGGUCAUGUUUGUCAGUCUGUCUCUGAACUUUCAGGUUAAUCAUUAAAACAGCUUCGUCACAGAGAAAUGAGAAAAGUUUUCUAUCAAAUGAUGCAGUUAAUGAACAAGAUUUUAUUUGUACGCUCAGUCAAUGAAGAGGAUUUUUUAACUGGGGCCUAA
Molecule: messenger RNA, 4279 nt
Organism: Scomber scombrus (Atlantic mackerel)
Lineage: Eukaryota; Metazoa; Chordata; Actinopteri; Scombriformes; Scombridae
Product: E3 ubiquitin/ISG15 ligase TRIM25-like
Exons: 3
Coding region: 1-3393 (1130 amino acids)
Molecular function (GO): protein binding; zinc ion binding
Source: RefSeq, a predicted model, not a curated record